UUCAUCAAAAUACGAAUGAAACAAUUAAUGAUAGUUUUGCAACGGAAACUUCUGCAAGUUCUGGCGAAAAUGUGAAAAGAAAUUCACAGUGGAAUGGAGAAGCAAAUGCAGAUCACAUAGCAGAAUAUCAAAUUAAUCUAGUAUCUGAUACCUGUUCUAGAUCAAAAUCACUUCUUCCUAGGCCUAGCACAGACGAAUGUAUAAAGAAGAUACUUUCGAUGAGAUCUAAUACUAUUGACACAGUGUCAGACGUUCGGAAACCACAAGUGCCUAAAACUUUGAAUAUUACACCAUUGAUAUUAAAUGAUUCUAAUUCCAGAAGGGAUGAGAAACACCAAAAGAAUUAUUCAAAUGAUAUGGAAGAUACACCUAAGUUAGUGCGUCAGGGUUCUUAUGUGCUGGAUAGUCCAAGUCCUAUUCUACUAGCCCACAUGCAAAUGAAACAGUCCAGUUCUACUUCUAAAUGUUGUUCCGAAUAUGUUCCAACGUCGUGUUCAAAUACAGUACGUCGUAGAGAAUGGAAUAUCGAGCAAGCUAAAAUUGAAUGGGAAAACGACUUGAAAGGUAAAGAUUUCGUUUCUGCAGAAUCGUUAGAAUUAUGCAUGAAACAAAAAAACUGUUCCUCCAAUACCAGCCACAAGAUGUGUAAGUCAGUUUCCUCGCCGACAAACCCUGUAUCCUCGUUCACGAUGUACCCAGCUGCAAGGUCUGUCGAUUGCAUCCAAACAAUGUUAGCCAACGAAUGCAUGGAGAAAAAUAAUGCACAAAUUAAUCAUGAUAGAAAGUGUGCUACAGAGAAUAAUAAUGAAAGGAAACGCAAAUUUCAGGAGUGGAAGAAAUGCAAUAGUUUUUCUACUUUUCAAUUAGCGCCUAAACACGACAGUUUUUUAGAAAAUGAAGUACCAUUUCCUAAUAACUUGGAGAAUGAGUAUAAUAAAGUUCCUACCGGUGAUAACUUUGCUGAAGAGAUUUCAAGAAAUCCAAGUUCUAAAGAUUUUAUACCUAACUCAAAACUAACUAUUACUUCAGAUAAACUUUUAACAGUUUACAAAAAAGUACAAGAAAUGCAUAAAAAGCAAAUGGCUGAGCUAAUGUCUCGACAGCAACGGGAGCAAACUCUGCUCCAAGAAGAAUUCGAGAAACAACAGCUGCUUUUAUUAACCGAGAUCAGAAAAUCUUUUCCAGAAAUUUCAGUUUCACUGCCCUCUGAAAAUAUUUUAUCUACCUCUUUCAACCAAGUUACUCCCAAUGAUGAGAAGCUUCAUGAAAACACCGAUAAUACUAUGGAAAAUGUAAAAAACUUGAGAAACAAUCUUCAAGGUAAUAAAGAAGUAGAACAUUUGCAAGACAAUAACGAAAAUUUAAUUUCAUGUCUGCUGGACUACACUUACACUGACAUGAAACUUCCAAAGACGGAUUCUUGCUUUAUAGCGAAAAAAGAUGAAGUCGUGGUACACCCAGAUAAAGAUGGAAGUUUCGAGAAAAAAUUGGUAGAAGAUGGAGAGUGUAAACGUUUGAACGUUAGCAGACAAUUAUUUCCUUUAGAUAGUAAAACUGUUCACGUACCAAUUCUCGAUAAGACAAUAUAUGGAGCUAAACAUAUAGAAGCUGUAAAUGUGAUAAAUGCGUAUGCACGAGGAUAUUUAGUACGCAGAAUGAUGCGAACGGAACGUGUAAUCGCUUUGAAGAAUACGUAUAAAGAAGCUUUAGAAUGCAUGCUCAAGCUUCACGUUGAUGCACCUCUUAAUCGAUCGGAAUUCAAUUUCCUAUAUCGUCUUCAACUGCAGUGCGAUGCGGCCUCUAUGAAUAUAGUGGAGUUAUUUGCCCAAAGUGCCGAGAAAAGAAUGCAAGUAAUAUCACAAGAUCGUGAAAUCAAGCAAAGUCGCAUAGAACGUUCUACAUCAGCCAGAUCGUACUCGUUUGCGACUCAGAGGACCUUAGCCAGGAAAAAACUGAAGGAGAUGGAAGAACAUCAACCGUCUUCGUUUGCUCGUUCAUGUCUGUCUAGAUCUAGAUGCCAAACUUGGACCUCCAACGAUAAAGAUAAAAUGAUCUCCCCAAACAUUUUAUAUCAUGGUAUUAAAAGGAGUACUAGCGCCGGUACCGUAAGAAAACCAUGGCGAUGAAAUUGUAAUAGUGC
Dufourea novaeangliae is the source of this 2140-nucleotide messenger RNA. RefSeq lists its product as uncharacterized. Gene Ontology annotation, molecular function: protein binding. Gene Ontology annotation, cellular component: centriole. The record is from RefSeq and is a predicted model, not a curated record. Gene Ontology annotation, biological process: centriole replication; centrosome duplication; regulation of cytokinesis. NCBI's taxonomy places the organism in Eukaryota, Metazoa, Arthropoda, Insecta, Hymenoptera, Halictidae. The coding region runs from base 219 to 2126 and encodes 635 amino acids. The transcript has 6 exons.